AUGCCUGAUAAUUCUUCGUCCCAAGGCGCGAAAUCAAAGAAGAACAAGAAGAAGGCUGCGAAAGCCAAGGAGAAUGCCGAACAGGCCGAUGCCGAGUCGGUAGGUGCUCCUGACCAGACCGAGGAUACAGCUCAGGACGAUCCCGAUGGACCAGGCGACGAUGUAGAAAACCCCUCCACCGAUGCCCCUCCACCCGAUAGCAGCGCGCUAAAUCAAUCGGCCAAUGGUGACGAAUCCGGUGAUGUACUACGCGAGGCGCAAGAUAUCCAACCCGCCGCGACCAAGAUUGCGACCGAGUCAGAGCCCAAAGACCGCUUCGAUGCGCUGGUUCGAGACCGAGACUCCCUCCGGGCCGAAGUCACCGACCUGCGGAAAUCACUCGAAGAGAUCCAGUCCAAACACCGAGUAGAAACAGAGACUCUACAGGAGAAAUUGGAAGAUACAGAGUCCAAGAAGGAACAGGCAGAAACUCAGUUCCAGAAGCUCUUGGAGCGGGUGAACAUCAUUAAAUCCCAACUGGGAGAGCGUCUCAAGGAGGAUGAGGAGGAAUUGGCCCAAGCGCGAUCUCAGAUCGAGGAGCUAGAGGACGAGAACGUAAAUCUAAAGUCACAGCUCGAAUCCAAGUCAACGGAGUUUGCGGACCUCCGCGAUGAAUCGGCUCAGCAAUCUAAAGAGAUCGCGACGCUGCGGGACCGGACAACAUUGUCUCAGCAGAAUUGGCUGAAAGAGAAGCAAGAAUUACUCGAGCAGGAGUCUUAUCUGCAAUCCGAGUUCGAACAGGCCAAGGAAGCCAUGCAUAACUGGGAAGUGCUUGCCAUGGAGGAACGGUCUGUUCGGGAGAACUUGGGCGAAAAAGUUGUUGACCUCGAGGAGCAACUCGCUAACCUCCGCGAUGCCUACGAAAAAGCCACCAAUGAUCGCGACACUCAGCAAUCUACUGUCGAUGGUCUGCAACGAGCAUUGCAAGAGAUCCAAGCAGCUCGGAAACAGGAGCUUCGUGAGCUGGUCGAGAGUUCAGAUUCUCAAUUGGAGGAGCUGAGACGAUCUUUACGAGAGGCACAGCAACAAGCCAACGAUGCAGACAAGAACAUUCGAUCCGCACAGGAGGAGCUGGAUCGAGUGCGGCCCUUCGAGAAGGAAGUGAAGGAGAAGAACCUUCUCAUCGGAAAGCUGCGUCAUGAAGCAGUCACGCUGAACGACCACCUCACCAAGGCCCUGCGAUUCCUCAAGAAGGGGAAACCAGAAGAUAACGUGGAUCGAUAUAUCGUGACCAAUCACCUACUGCAUUUCCUGGCAUUAGAUCGAUCGGAUCCCAAGAAGUUCCAAAUCCUGCAGCUCAUAGCAGCCCUCCUGGGCUGGGAUGAUGAACAACGAGAACAAGCUGGGCUCGCUCGACCAGGCGCUUCAAGUAGUUCUGGCAAACUUCGGAUUCCCGGGACUCCCCUACGGACUCCCAGCACACCCAACCUAGCCGAAUUCAUGGACAAUGGAGCAGCCAGCAAGGAAACGCUAGCGGAGCUAUGGUCCAAUUUCUUAGAGCAAGAAGCAGAGGCGGGCAGCUUGAGCGCGUCGAGAAGAGGAAGUCAUGCUGGGCCCGGGCCCGCUCGAUCAUAA
Messenger RNA from Penicillium verhagenii, 1614 nucleotides. Its product is annotated as putative Golgi matrix protein. Gene Ontology annotation, cellular component: Golgi apparatus. Gene Ontology annotation, biological process: endoplasmic reticulum to Golgi vesicle-mediated transport; Golgi organization. Bases 1 to 1614 code for a protein of 537 amino acids. The record is from RefSeq and is a predicted model, not a curated record. The transcript has 6 exons. Gene Ontology annotation, molecular function: small GTPase binding. NCBI's taxonomy places the organism in Eukaryota, Fungi, Ascomycota, Eurotiomycetes, Eurotiales, Aspergillaceae.